This is a messenger RNA of Gavia stellata (red-throated loon), 4078 nucleotides long. RefSeq names its product ATPase H+ transporting V0 subunit a1 (gene ATP6V0A1). Gene Ontology annotation, cellular component: vacuolar proton-transporting V-type ATPase complex; plasma membrane; vacuolar proton-transporting V-type ATPase, V0 domain. The coding region runs from base 6 to 2513 and encodes 835 amino acids. The transcript has 19 exons. Lineage: Eukaryota; Metazoa; Chordata; Aves; Gaviiformes; Gaviidae. Gene Ontology annotation, biological process: proton transmembrane transport; vacuolar acidification. Gene Ontology annotation, molecular function: proton-transporting ATPase activity, rotational mechanism; ATPase binding. The record is from RefSeq and is a predicted model, not a curated record.
CCGCCAUGGGGGAGCUGUUCCGCAGCGAGGAGAUGACCCUGGCCCAGCUCUUCCUGCAGUCCGAGGCCGCGUACUGCUGUGUCAGCGAGCUGGGCGAGCUGGGGAAGGUCCAGUUCCGCGACCUGAACCCGGACGUGAACGUGUUCCAGCGCAAGUUCGUUAACGAAGUCCGGAGGUGUGAAGAGAUGGACCGAAAGCUGAGGUUUGUUGAGAAGGAGAUUAAAAAAGCAAAUAUUCCUAUCAUGGACACUGGUGAAAACCCGGAGGUGCCUUUUCCACGUGACAUGAUUGACUUGGAGGCAAACUUUGAGAAAAUUGAAAAUGAGCUUAAAGAAAUCAACACAAACCAGGAAGCUCUGAAGAGAAACUUCUUGGAGCUGACAGAAUUAAAAUUUAUACUGCGUAAAACUCAGCAAUUUUUUGAUGAGAUGGCGGAUCCAGACCUGUUGGAGGAAUCCUCUUCGCUCCUGGAACCAAGCGAGAUGGGAAGAGGUGCCCCGCUACGACUUGGGUUUGUGGCUGGUGUGAUCAACCGUGAGCGAAUCCCCACGUUUGAGCGCAUGCUGUGGCGAGUGUGCCGAGGGAACGUAUUCCUGCGUCAAGCAGAAAUUGAAAAUCCCCUGGAGGAUCCUGUAACGGUAAAAGGAACUAUUGUUUUCAGCAGCAAAAGUCUUAGAUGUGUAAAAGGAUUUUCCUGUAGAUCUAAGCCUUUAUCCCUCAAUGAGCUCCAUGGGGAUUAUGUGCACAAGUCUGUGUUUAUCAUCUUUUUCCAAGGUGACCAGCUGAAAAACAGAGUCAAGAAGAUAUGUGAAGGAUUCCGUGCCUCCCUCUACCCAUGCCCAGAAACACCACAGGAGCGGAAGGAAAUGGCUUCUGGUGUCAAUACCAGAAUUGAUGAUCUUCAGAUGGUGCUGAACCAAACAGAGGAUCAUCGCCAAAGGGUUUUGCAGGCAGCCGCUAAAAAUAUCCGUGUCUGGUUCAUCAAAGUACGCAAGAUGAAGGCCAUCUACCAUACGCUGAAUCUGUGCAAUAUCGAUGUGACACAGAAGUGCUUGAUUGCUGAAGUCUGGUGUCCUGUUGCUGACCUCGAUUCUAUCCAGUUUGCUCUCAGGAGAGGCACUGAGCACAGUGGAUCCACUGUCCCAUCUAUUUUAAACAGGAUGCAAACCAAUCAGACCCCACCAACAUACAACAAAACUAACAAGUUUACUUCUGGCUUUCAAAAUAUUGUUGAUGCUUACGGCAUUGGAACAUAUCGGGAAAUAAAUCCAGCACCAUAUACGAUCAUUACCUUCCCGUUUCUGUUUGCUGUGAUGUUUGGAGAUUUUGGCCAUGGAAUCCUGAUGACUCUGAUUGCUGUCUGGAUGGUGCUUAGGGAAAGUCGUAUUCUGUCACAGAAGAGUGACAAUGAGAUGUUCAACAUGGUUUUUAGUGGUCGAUACAUCAUUCUGCUGAUGGGACUGUUCUCCACUUACACAGGCCUCAUCUACAAUGACUGCUUCUCCAAGUCUCUUAAUAUGUUCGGUUCAUCAUGGAGUGUCCGGCCGAUGUUCUCAAAAGGCAAUUGGUCAGAUGCCUUGCUUGAGAAUACUCCUCUGCUUCAGCUGAACCCUGCUAUUCCAGGGGUGUUUGGUGGACCCUACCCCUUUGGCAUUGACCCGAUUUGGAAUAUUGCCAGCAAUAAGCUGGCCUUCCUCAAUUCCUUUAAGAUGAAAAUGUCUGUGAUUCUUGGCAUUAUCCACAUGCUUUUUGGUGUCACAUUGAGUCUUCUCAACCAUAUCUAUUUUAAGAAGCCACUGAACAUAUACCUUGGAUUUAUUCCAGAAAUUAUUUUCAUGUCAUCACUGUUUGGAUACCUUGUUAUUCUAAUUUUCUACAAAUGGACAGCUUACGAUGCUCACACGUCAAAGGAUGCGCCAAGCCUUUUAAUACAUUUUAUCAACAUGUUUCUGUUCUCCUAUAGUGAUACCAGUAACAAGAUGCUUUACAAAGGGCAGCAAGGGCUCCAGUGUUUCCUCGUGGUGGUGGCGUUACUCUGUGUGCCGUGGAUGCUGGUAGCUAAACCCCUGGUCCUUCGCCAUCAGUAUUUGAGGAGAAAGCACUUGGGAACGCACAACUUUGGUGGGAUCCGAGUGGGCAAUGGACCAACUGAGGAGGAUGCUGAGAUCAUUCAACAUGACCAGUUAUCUACCCACUCCGAGGAGGGGGAAGAGUUUGACUUUGGCGAUACUGUGGUGUACCAGGCUAUCCACACCAUUGAAUAUUGCCUGGGGUGCAUUUCAAACACUGCAUCCUACUUGAGGCUCUGGGCCCUCAGCUUAGCCCAUGCACGAUUGAGUUCCAGAACAAGUUCUACACUGGCACUGGAUUCAAGUUUCUCCCUUUCUCCUUUGAUACCAUCCGUGAGGGGAGGUUUGACGAUUAAAGAUCCCUCCACUCAAGCAGUGUUAAACAUAGUGUGUUUAUGGCUAGCUCUCUCCCGUGUGUCUGAGUUGCUUGUAAUCCUCCCCUAGUGAAAAUAACUUAUUGCAGCACCCUCGAGUGUUACCGUGGCGUUUCAAAGCCAAGAGCUUUGACAUUCUCGGGUAAUGAGUGACACUGGAUCAAAGAAACUUUUCCUUCCUUAAGUUUACCACUGAAGAUACUAAGUGCAUGAAGUGUCUGAGUUUGGUGUGUAAUAGUGUACUUCUGGUGUUGUGAAUUCCCUGGCAGGCUUAUCGGGGCGGUAUGAGAGCAAUGCAGCUAUGGCUGAGUGGGCAUACAAGCACAUGGAGAAAAGGCGUAACAACUUCAGCUUGCACAAGGCUUGCUGCUUGGGAGGAGAUACUUUUUUUUAAGAAAGUUUUACAUGUGGAUCCUCUGUGUGUCUGGCUCUGAUGUAAACAAAUUAGGAGCAGUGGGCAGUUGACAAUCCAGGGUGUGCUUCUCCUACCUCCAGGGCUUCCACAUGUGCCAUGUUUUAAUCUGACAAAAACAGUGUCUCAUCCCCUGCAGGGAUUCAACUCUUUGAACUCUGGCUGGGAUUCGAGGAGCCGAUAUGAAGGGGUAGGACUCAGCCUCAGCUAAGUGUAUGGUGGCUCUGUGUUUGCUCUAGUGAUGGGGAAACACCUUGUCCUUUGCAAGAAAGGCUGUUCCUUUCCUCCCUGGAGGAAAGGUCCUUUAACUUGUGCACCUGCGCACUCAUAUCCCAGGCAAAGCCCCGAGUCCAGCAGCGCAGGCCCCUUCCACCUCUUGUUUCUGGAGGCAGUGGUGAGGACAGGGGGCUCAGGCACAGGGGGCUUGGCUGCCCUGCUGUGGCCUGGGGCGAGCUGCCAUGCAAGCUGUCAUCUCGGGUACUGACCGCUGGCAGUGGAACUUGGGUUUUUUGUUUAAAACCAAAGCCCUGAAGCUGUAGAGUCCUAGAGGCACAUCCAGAUAAUGCCUGCAUAGACUCUGCAUCAGUGGAGGCAGCUUUUGCAAAGGUGGAGGUACCAGUGACAUACGUUGUCAUGUACACUUGGGGUCUAAGGAGCCCUUUAAGGGAGAACAGAGGCUGAGUCUUCCCUAAAUAGUUCCAUGGCAGUGGAGUCUCGGUAUUUCCCCACAGUAGCUGUUGCUUUUUCUCCUGUGCAAAAUGUGAAUAAUUUCUUGUCCUCCCCAACUCGAUGUAGCUGUAGGAGCAGUGGAGGGGUGUGUGUUAGUGCUGUGUGUAACUGUCAUGUUUAAUUGUCACAGUGGAUCUGAAGUAUUUGUGUAUGAACAAAUUAGAACGAUAAUGAGAAUCAUUGUAACCUGGCAUUGAAGAUGAAAUGCCACGCAGUGCAGGGCUGUUUAAAAUUAUGUGAUAAAGGUGUGUGUGCACUGCACGCUGCAACGGGUGCGUGCACGGAGCAGGGGCAUCCUUGUGCUGCGUGUGGGCAGCUUCUGGGUAAUCGCUGUGUUUACAGGUAGAGUUGGCUGUAUGUUUACAAUGGUGUUUGCAGAAUGCAAGAUGAAAUCAAAACUUGUUGCAAGUGGAGCAGUGACAGCAGUCCUCCUGCCCAGGUGAAACGCAUUGCUGACAGUCACUGUAUAAAUUAAAGUAACUGCACAACAAGCA